Pseudozyma flocculosa PF-1 is the source of this 984-nucleotide messenger RNA. RefSeq lists its product as uncharacterized. Gene Ontology annotation, molecular function: protein heterodimerization activity. Gene Ontology annotation, cellular component: nucleus; CHRAC. The transcript is spliced from 3 exons. NCBI's taxonomy places the organism in Eukaryota, Fungi, Basidiomycota, Ustilaginomycetes, Ustilaginales, Ustilaginaceae. The record is from RefSeq and is a predicted model, not a curated record. The coding region runs from base 1 to 984 and encodes 327 amino acids.
AUGUCGCAAGAACGGCAAAGAAGCUCGGCAACUCCGCAAGACACACUCUCGGACGCGAAUGGCCACAACAACGACACCGAUGUCGUCGCAACAGCCCCAGACGAGCAGCAGCAGCAGCAUGGCGAGGCCGAGCAGCCAAAGAAGAAGAAAAAGGCAGCCUCCGCCUCCAAGCCCGGAUCCAGCGGCACCAAGCGCCAGCGCGGCACGUCGACCCUGCCCACGGCCCGCGUACAGCGCAUCAUCAAGGCCGACCGCGACGUCGACAUCUGCUCGCGCGAGGCCACCUUUCUCAUUUCGGCCGCCACAGAGCUCUUUGUCAAGAAGUUCGUCGACGAGGCCUACACCAACGCCCGUCUCGACAAGAGAAAGGUCGUCAGCUACAAGGACAUGUCAAAAGCGGUGCAGCAAAACGACUACCUCGACUUUCUCAAAGCCGCGCUGGCAGAGCGAGAGGCAAAGAUGACGCAGAUCGCCGACAUGGAGGCGGCCAUUCUCGCAGGGACGCUCAACGAGGACGGCUCCGACGACGACGGCGGCGGCGGCGGCGGCCGUGGUGGCAGUGGCAGCGGUGGUCGCGGCAAGGCACGAGACGACGACGACGAGGGCGACGACGGUGCGGGAGACGAGGCCAUGGCAGACGCACCCGCUCCCGUGCAACGGCCCGCCAAAAAGGUCAAGGCCAAGUCGAAAUCGGCGGCAUCAAAGGCCGCCGCGGCCAGCGAUGCGGCAGACGAACCGCGCAGGGACAAAAGCCCGGUCAAGAGGACGGCCAGGCAGAGCGCGGCGGCCCUCGCUGCCGAGGCGAGGGCAUCCGCUUCCCCGGCCAAGGCAGACCACGCAGGUGACCAGGACGAGUCGGAGUCCGACGACCAGGAUGAGCAAGGCGACGGCACGGCGGACGCGGCAAGAGCCGUCGAGGAUGGCGACGAGGAGAUGGAGGAUGCGCCCCAAGGCGCGUCAGAGGAGAUCCGGACGCCGCAGUAG